Molecule: messenger RNA, 9240 nt
Organism: Nothobranchius furzeri (turquoise killifish)
Lineage: Eukaryota; Metazoa; Chordata; Actinopteri; Cyprinodontiformes; Nothobranchiidae
Gene: plekhg6
Product: pleckstrin homology domain containing, family G (with RhoGef domain) member 6
Biological process (GO): endothelial cell migration; Rho protein signal transduction
Cellular component (GO): endocytic vesicle; plasma membrane; axon
Molecular function (GO): guanyl-nucleotide exchange factor activity
Source: RefSeq, a predicted model, not a curated record
UAUAUAUAUAUAUAUAUAUAGCAUCUGAGAUACGGCUCCUGUUUUUUCCUCUCACUGACAGCAAUAUGCUUCCGUACAAGACAUUACUUUGUUGUACGUUUUAUUUUUGUAUUUGAACUUUGAAUCGACUGAGUUACUUUUGUCUCAUUAAAAUGAAGAAAUAUGACAAAAAUUUGCAUACAAAAUUAUAUUUUAUAUCCGUACAGCAGCUUUUCAGCUCUCAUCAUCGGAGGUAAAACAAAUUCUUGGUUGAGGAGUGAACAGUUUCGUAUUAGGAUCCAGAUUUUUCUUUUCAAAUCCUGGAAUUUUAUUUGAAUGUCUUGAUAGUUUGGUGUACAAACACUUUGUUGAGCCCAGUCUCAUCAGCAGAAUCUGUCCAGCUAACCGUUGGUGCUGAUAUGAGGCAAAAUUUUUUGCUUUUAAAAUAAAAGUUUAAGUCUUCCACGGUAAUUUUAGGGUACUUUAGUUGAAAAUUGACGGAUGUAUGAAUGGAAAAAAUAUUGGUAACACUUCACAAUAAGGGCCCCUAUAUUAACGUUACUCGGUGCAUUAUUAAGCAUUAAUUAACAAAGGAUCCCUUUAUUAACGCUACCGAUAUAAGUGUCCUAAAAGUUGGGACAAAGGCCGGGGGGUGGGGGUGGGGGGGUCUGCUUAGUAUUAACAUUAAUAUUAAGCAGUUGUUACUACUUUAAUAAUUUAUUGCUUAAUGAUGUACUAAGUAAUGUUAAUAGAGGGACACUUAUUGUAAAGUGUUACCAAAAAUUAUGGAUUUUUGUGACAUGAAAAACAAUCUUUAUUUUAUCAGCAUUUUAUUUUUGCAAAUUUUUUAACGAGGCAAAAGUAACUAAGUGGCCAGUGAAAGUGGAAAUAAGAAUAUAGCGCUGUUUUAUUAUAGAGUACUGUAGUGUGUUUUAUACACGAGCCACUGAUCUCAUGGCAAAGUGAUGAAUUUGAAGUAUUGCUGAAUAUAUUGUACAAAUUUGUAUUUACAUAGAAUUAUAUGUUUUCAUUUGUAUCAGAUUUUUUAAUGAUGUCAUUUAAUUUAAAACCUAAGCUACACCUUUUUUUCCGUCAAUAUUGUAAAUCUACUUUUUAAAUCCUUGUUUUUUCCGAGUUAAACGCCUAAAUAGAUGGUUUUACCACCAUCAGAUUUUAACUGGUGACGUUUUAUUAGCAGUUCCCAGUUAUGUCGAACGUUAUUAAAAUAACAAAGCUGAGGAAGUUUUAUUGUUCCUCCUCGGUGGAGAUUGGAGCCCACCGGGGAUUUUUCGCCGCCUCUGUAGCAUUCUUGUAAACCCCAUCAUACGAGCAUUAUUAGUGCGCGUUUCAGGAAACGAGGCACGCCCCGUCUCCGCCCGUUCCAGGUUGGGCUGAAGACAUUUAAAUCCAAAGCACUUUCAUCCUGCUUCACACUGGUUUUAUUGUCUUUGUAUCGUCUGAUUUUUUUUUUUAUUAAAUGUGUUUAAUUGAAACUUAUCUGAGAGUUCAUGUGGUUUUGUGUUGAGAGAGCAAAAAGAAAAAAAUGAGGAUGUAUUUGUAGAUCUGACUUCAGGCACGCUGAUAAUCUGCAUUCCAACAUGAAGCCUUUUUAUCUCAAGAUAUGCCUUCUUUGACCAUAAAAGAUCUUUUUUCUUCUCUCUUCUUUUACAAUUUUUUUAUUCCACCUCAUCUCGAAGGUUAACGUGCCUCCUUUAUUCUCGUUAAACUCUCUCUCCCUUAAAAACAACUCCUCCUGUUUGCUCGGGGCGAUCAAUAAACCUGACUGAUGUAGAGCAGCGACAGCUCAUCCCCACCGAGGUCUGUCACCACCUCUGCUCUGUUUUAACAGUUUUUCACUGGGCCGCAUCAAACCUGCCCUGAGCACUGAUUUGUCUGCAGCAGGAUCUAGUUGUUCCCGUUGGGCCAGUUGCAGACGGCGAAGGCGCAGGUGAAAGGCAGAAGAGGGAGGGACCCUGACAGGUGCAGGAGAGGCAGGCGAGGAGAAGCAAGCAAACAGAAACCAAAGAUGACUUCAUGAAGCAAAAGGUCCCGGCCACAGCUCAGGUAAAUCGGAGAUUUUACGUUUGUUAAAGGAGCAUCACCUGGAUUAGGAGUUUAAAAAUCAGAAUGGACUUUGUGGUUUGCUUUCAACGUGUUAAACCACUUUUUUAUGGGAUUUGAUUGGUUGAUCUGUCAGGGCUAAAAGUCCCAGGAAGUUUAUGUGAACGAGGCCUUCUUGAGUCAAUUGAGUCAGAUUAUUUCUUUAUUCCUUAAUUACUCUAAAUCUUACAUUUUUAAGUAAAACCUUGUUUUUCUAACCUGAUGAGUGAAAAAGAGUCUUUUAUAGAAGCGGCGACCACCGAGAAGCACUUUUCUGGUGUCUGGGGCAGAAAAUGGUCAAACAGUUUGCAGAAAUCUGGUGGCUUCGUGGGAUAAAUGUUUGUUUUAAAGCAGCAGCAUGAAAAGCUGCAAGUGGAGUCCAGGAGAGAAGCAGCUGAGCUGCACAUGUAACUGGAGCUGGAGCCGGGUUUUGGGUCAUUGAAAUGGUUCCAUGUUUGAUUCUUACUGUGUGAAAAUGAGGCGAGAAUAUUGCGUGUGAAGCCGUUUCCUCUUGUUCCCCUAAACCAGCUUUUAUAGUCAGAUACUUCUGUUUUGUUCUUCUCUGUUUUGUUCUUUUUGUGCUUUUUGUUUGCAUUUUUUUCUCUCACUGACAGGUAAGAGGCACUCUUUAAGGUUUGGUUUGAAAGUCAGUUUUUAUUGCUCUUGAUUUUUGGAGAAGUCAGAAAAAAAAUCUGAAAAACAUUAAAACAUUUCAUUGAUUCAAACACUGUAUUUUUCCUGGGGAUUUUAACAGGAUCCUGGGUUUAUCUUUAAUUCUUGGCUUCCUUUUUAAAAGGUUAACUUUAAAAUGUAAAUAAUUGACCCGGGUGCUCAGCUGAUCGGUGAUGUUGUUGCCCCCGGGGUUUCUGGCUCACAGAGCCGGUGUUUCUGCCAAACCAUAAAAACAUUCUGUACCACAACAUUUUUUGUUGACGUUUUCUUAAAAUGGUAAAAAGUGAUAAUUUAAAAACUCCAUCCUCACUUUGAUUGUCUUAAAGGUGAUUAAUUAUUGUGCUUUUAAAGUCAAAUGAGUCAUUUUAUGGUGAGUUAGAACGUCCGGCUAGAAAUCUCCACUUGAACACAACAAGGAGCAACAGUCCAAAACUCUUAACUCAUGCCUCAUCUCUUUAUAUGUUGUUUCUAAAGAGCCAAACAUUUGUGCCAGCUUCACAAAUGAUCAGAUCUUCGGAAACCUCAAUUCUGUUGAAAAUACUACAUAAAUUAGUCUCAAUAAGGUCAUUUCCAAAGUAUUACCUAGAAAAACCUUCAAGGUUCAGGUUAAAAGAUGUGUCUUUCACAUAUUGUUUAUCUGCCACAUCCUUUUUAGACACAACACUUUUGUCUUUCGUCCUCCGUUUGUCCACGUGUUCCGUUUUUAAAUCAGCACUCGGCACAGUACCAUGUCUCGGUCAGUCAGAACUGGACUGAAAAUGUGUUGAAAGCUGCUAAAGUCCUAAGAAGUCUGAAAAAUCAAAGAUCAGGAUCACUUUAAACUAAGGGGAGUUUUCCUCCCCACUGUCGCUAAAUGCUUGCUGAGCAUGAAGAUUGCUGUAAAGUCUCGGAGACAGCAAGUCAAUGACUCGAUGCAACCUACUGGGUUUCCUUUCAUAGGGAACUUUUAAUUAAUUGGCACAGUAAACUGAAUGCCUUGACAUGACUCUGGUCAUGAUUUGGCGCUUUAGAAAUGAACUGAAUUGAAUCUGGAACUUUGGAAUUAAAAUUUCAAUUCAAUUCAAGUUUAUUUAUAUAGCGCCAAAUCACGACAAGAGUCGUCUCAAGGCAUUCCAGUACAGGUCAGUUCAUUAAGCCAAUCAGAAAAAAGUUUCCUAUAUAAGGAACCCAGCAAAUUGCAUCAAGUCACUGACUAGUGUCAGAGACUUUACAGCAAUCCUCAUACUAAGCAAGCAUUUAGCGACAGUGGAGAGGAAAACUCCCUUUUAACAGGAAGAAACCUCCAGAGGAUCCUGGCUCAGUAUAAGCAGCCAUCCUCCACGACUCACUGGGGAUCGAGAAGACACACACACACACACACACACACACACACGCACGCACGCACGCACACACACACACCAAGUAAUGUUUCUAUGGUUACAUUGUUAUUUCUUAGUAAGUAUUCUAUUUGGUGAGAGAUAAACUGUACUGUAUUUAUCCUAGUGAAUCUAUAAUUAAAUGGGUAAACUAGUAGUAGCACAUUCAAUGUCAAAGAGAGUAAAGUAUUAUUAUCAGGAGAGGGAGAAUGUUUGAAAGAAAUCAUGAUUAAUCAAAAACGUUUGCAUGGUGCUGUACACGCAAAAACAAUAAUAAUAAUAAUAAUUAUAAUAAUAACAUGUUUUACAUCAAAAGACUUGCAAAAUAAGCUGCUAUAGUGAAUCUGCUAACAAGCUAGGCCUUGAACGCAAUCAUGGUCACGGAACACUCACCGCUCCCCUACGGUAUCUUCCCUAGUUCAGCGUCAACUGGAACCAGAAAUCUGCAAUGUCAGAGGAAACGUCAGAGCCCAAAACACCAGACUUUUGACUUUUGCUGCCAUGACUUCAAACAGUGUUUCUUUUUGGGAUUCUGGUAGUUUAUCCUAAGGUUGAAGUGGUAGCAGCCGGCUGUUUCUCCUUCUUUGAUGUUAUUGAGCCACGAACCUCUCACACCAGUGUGUACAGAAUGGAGGACUCAGGGAAGCAGUGUUGCCAGACUGGAAAAGGUUAAGUGUUGUACCAGGAUCUUAAAAUUAUCUUUUUUUUUUUUUUUUAAAUGAUCGUACACUACUUAGUUGCAUCCUGACACGUCUGAUGACCCGCUGCUUCAAUAUUAGUGCAAAUUUUAGCUUUAAAUAAUCUAACACAGAUUGAAACAAGCAUCUCUUACAGAACAGCACCUCUAGCUGUUUGGUGUAUGAACAAAGUGUCUGCACCCAACAAACUGUAAUGUGAGCCAUUUUUUACUUUUACCAUCAUGUAUUGGUUUAGCAUGAUGUUUUUAUACAUACAAAGUGACACAGCACUGUCAUUUUCCCCAUGUUUCAGGUGAAACAGGUUCCAACCAGUUUAUUAAUGCUGUGCAUCUUUCCCGUUGUUGUCGGUAUGCCUGCCGGCGAAGCCUCUUCUUUAAAGUGCUACUCAUGCUGCCGUGCCACAGCGAUCUCUGCUUGUGUUUAAAGCCCGCUCUGCUUAUUUCACAACUUCCUCCUUGGUCAUGGACAGCGUCAUGCGUCACUGCAUGUGACGUAAGAGUUGAUUGGUUGUUAGGCAAUGUCUCUGGAUGCAGUUUCCACACAAGGAAUGGCUGAAACGAGCGUACUUAUGGGAUUUAUGAUCGUGCAGAGGGCUAAAGUAUCCUUCAAAUAGGAUAAUUACCAUACGUCUGGCAACGCUGCAGGGAAGUGAGGUGGUUCGGUGAGACCGACAGCUGGUCCAGUGGUUGCUUUUGGUCCAAGCCGUGUCACUGGUGGAGGUUUGAAGACAAAUGUGAGAGAACACUUUAUUUGUUUAAUUCAGUUUUUUUAAUCUCCACAGUAUAUUUAUGGUUAUACUAUGUUAGAAGGUUGUUAAACGGCAUCAAGAAAAUAUUUUAAGCUCACUUCUUUUUAAGUCUAGACACAUUAAAAUGACAAACUGUGAUUUCCUUCAUUUCCAAAUGCCCACCUUUUACACCUCUUCCUUUGACAGAUUAAUAAUAGUCUCCACACACCACAUGCUUAUAAUACAUGACUGUGUUUGUCAUCAGCCUUUCCUCAAACAUGUCGCAAAUCAACAACGGAGGAGGGGACAACGGGCCACUGAUGGAGGAACUGAUACUGAGGAGAGACAGUUUGAAUGGAGAGAAGCAGAAGGAUGCAGAAACCCGAGAGCCGGAUGCUGCUGAUGGGACGUUGCCUGCAGACGUAAACUUCAACCGCAGGGGCUCAACGGAGAAAAAGUCCAUCCAGGGAACAAUCCAGAGGAAAGCCAAGCAGAAGGUUGGAACAUUGAGUAAAGGAGGAAACAAGUUGAAAAGACCGGUCCAGUCCCUGUUCAACCAGGGAGUGCCUGAAAAAACGUCUGAGGAGCGAGUUCAGCUGGAUUUGUUGAAGCAGCAUUUGGAGGCCCUUAGUUUGCCACCCGACCUGAAAUGGAAAUGGGAGCAGAAUAAUGGAAGCACGCUGGAGAAGGAGUGGACAGAUUUGGUGGCUUCUCAUGCUACGAUGGCUAAGAUGCAGAGGAACCAGCAGGCGGCGCUCUGGGAGUUCAUUAGCACUGAGCUCAGCUACAUCAACAAGCUGAAGAUCAUCAAAGACCUGGUUAUUGCAGCUCUCGUCUUUCUGCACCAGCGUGACUUUCUCCAGGAGGUGACACCUGAGCUGCUUUUCUCCAACCUCCCCUCCAUCCUCCAGGCUCACCAACAGUUCUGGCUAGAAGUUCUUUAUCCCAUGCUACAGGAAGUACGGCGGACUGGAAAACCUUUUGAUCCCACGCGGUUGGAGCCUGGUUGCCUGCAGUUCCACGAGCGUUUCUCUGCUUACCACGAUUACUGCUGGGAGGAGGAAAACAAUCUUGAAUUCACGCGCAGGCAGAUGGAGAGCAACCCACUUUUUAAUGCUUUUGUGCAGUGGGUGGAAGAUCAGCCUCAGUGUGAGCGGAUGCGCCUCGGAGACAUGCAGGCUAAACCACAUCAGAGGAUCACUAAGUACCCCCUGCUGCUCAAAAGUGUGCUGGAAAACACGCAGCAACCUCACAUGGAGCUCACCCUCAGAGCGAUGCUGUCCAGCGUGAACCGGUUUCUGGAAGGUAUCAACCACUACAUGCAAGUUAAGGAUGACGAAUAUGCACUCUCCAUCUCUGCACAGAGGGUGGAGGGGUAUGAGGUGGAGGGAAUUAAUGAAGAAAUCGACAAGCUUGUCAGAGAGAUCUGCCAGUUCGAUCUAACGUGUUCCAUCAGUGGAGUGGGUUCUGAAGUCAUUCGUAAGCUGCUGCUGGAGGAGAACCUGAAGGUUCGAGGCAGAAAGGACAGCAAACUGGAGCUGGUGGCUCUGCUCUUCUCAGACGUGCUCCUUCUGACUAAAGUCCAGAAGAAGGUUGAGCGGCUGAAGGUGGCUCGACCUCCUCUGGCCCUCGACAGAACCUCCUGCGUUGCACUAAAAGACGGCAAUUCAUUUGCUCUGGUGGAAGUCGGUGAGCUCAAGUGUGCUAUGAAUGUCAUCAUCCUCGUGGCGAGUUCCCCAGAGAGAUGCUCCUUGUGGGUCUCCAGCAUCCAACAGGCAAAGGAAAACCUGAUGAACCUGAGAGAGCAGGAGAAAUACAGAGUGGACAGUUUGAAAGAGCUUGAACGGAAGACCAAACCAGCCGCAGACGUCACGACCAACGACACGAAGCCAGAAGAAAAACCUCCACCUCCUCCUCCACCUCCCAAAAAGACUCUGAUGGAUGAACUCAACGAUGUUCUGAAAAUGAAUCUGUUACUAAAUGGGUUUGCAGAACCAGAACGAACUCAGUCUUCAGAGGAAGUGCCUGCUAACGACACUGGAGGAACUUUAAGAAACUCCCCGAGGGUUAGCCAGAAAUCAGGUCAGAAGACAAAUUUGGGUCGGAAGCCAGCUUUUAAAGGACUCGAAUGGAUAGAAAUGGCAAGAAGAGAUCAAGUUUUAAACAAGUCUGAGGAUGAAGAUAAAAUAAUUGAGACUCCGAUGGUGAUGUGGAAGUACGUAGGGCAAAAUUCUUCAAGAGUCAAUCCUGCAACACCCAAUAAACCUGCAGAACCCUUGAGGCUCCCCACAGCUAGACCACCCAAACUUCCGGAUGAGAUACCAGAUAUCGACUAUCCGACAGAUGAAGAGAACACUUUAAAACUUCCCAACAAGCCCCAAAUCUCCACAGAAAAGUUUCUAAAACCGUCGGUGGAUAGGAAAUUUUUAUUAAGGAGCAACUCGGAUUUGCAGCUUGUGACUUCGGAUAUCAGGAGAAGCUCCUUAACCAGUCAGUCUGGAGACCUAGAAUCUCUAGAGGUCCGUGGCUUCCCACAAAAUUUAAAGUCACCCGUCUUACGGAAGAGGAGGCCAGGGAGCACAAAUCCGAGUCCCGCUAAUCAGACUUCCAAGCCGUUCAGCCAGGACUUGGGUCAAUCAGUGUCUGCCUCAAACAGCUCGUCCAAUUCGGACUCGGACUGCAACUCGGACUACAAAAGAAUCUCUCUUCCUGUUGUCUUUGUCUCCGAUUCACAGCAAGCUCCCAAAGUGGGCCCCAAACCGAGCCAACCGAACAAAGGAGCCUCCACAGAUGUCCGGAACGUUUCAGAAUCCACUGAGCCAGAAGUGAACCCCCAGAUAUCAAGGCCUAGUUUAAGAGGCAUGAGAAGUGCCUCCAGUCCCAACAUGCUAAGCGAUGGACGGCUCCCUGUGACCCCAACUAGAACGUACGAAUCACCCCAAGAAGAGGACCCUCCCGGGUUAGGAUUUAAUUCCACUUCAUACGUCUCUCCUGUGGAGGGCCUUUUAGAGAGGGCCAAGGAAAGGGGGAAAAGUGGAAUAAAGAGGGACAUGAAUCCAGCCAGUCCUAGAUCAAACCACCAGGCUCGUGUAACCUCAAAUAACCCUUCACCUUCACCCACACCCAGUGACGAAGACAGGAAUGCGGAGGAGGGGGAGGUGGGGAUAAGGAGACGCAGGGCUCUCACCGUGAGCACGAGAUGGAAGGAGCAGCUGGUGGAUGGAGAUGAGGACGACAGGAGUACCGUCUUCUUGGAUGGUGAAAACGUCGACUGGCCAGGCUGGUGCUUCGAUGACGAGGAAGUGCUGAAUUACCUGAGUCCUAGGAGCCAAGGACUUCCAGAAGGAUCAAGCCGAUCGCCGGCCAACUGGGUUCACCUCGAAAGUCACGACGACGGGGAAUGUAGUCAGGUGUAGCGUUAACCUAAAGCUAGAGCUGGUUUGAAAGCUCAGAUUUUAGUUUGAGGUUCUGAGUUUUAGAUCGACAGGCUGGCAGGAAUAACAGAAAAAAGCACAUAAAAGUUAAAUGGAGAUUUGAAAACGCCGUAAAGUUUCUUCAGUGUCUGAAGUCGCGGGAAAAAUAAACUGUAAUUUAUGUAAAAAUGUAUUUAUAUUUGCACAAACACGAGACAAAUUUCAAAGCUAUUUUUUUCUAAGUGAGUGUACAUCUUAUUUAUGUCUGAGAAAUAAAACCACAUCCGUUCUGUUAA